Molecule: messenger RNA, 984 nt
Organism: Peniophora sp. CBMAI 1063
Lineage: Eukaryota; Fungi; Basidiomycota; Agaricomycetes; Russulales; Peniophoraceae
Source: the annotation of a GenBank genome assembly
AUGGCCCCUGUUACCCGCGCUGCUCUGUCUCCUGCCAGAAUCCAAGAUAACGUCGGCAGGGUGCUCUCUACUACCCCACGAGGAAGGAAGAUGCCCCACUGCACAAUAUGCCAAAAACCUCGCAAGGGUCACCCGCGGCAGGGUUGCCCGAAUCAGAUGCCUAAGGUUGGAUUAUGGGACGCUCCCACAUCCAACCUUGCCGGCAAUCUCAGCUCCCUGCAUCUCGAGUCAGGUGUUGGAAGUGUUCCAUCCCCAGCGAGUCCUACCACAUCUCACCUGAAACGACUAUUGAUGAUAAGACAGGACUUCCCUUCUUUGGACCUCGCGGAUGCCCUGGAUUCUCUACACAUCGAUUCAGAUGUUGCGGAUAUGGUCACCUCCGCUACUUCUAGUGCAUCUACAGCUAUCAAGGACCCCUUCAUGAAGGCUAGGAUUCGACGAAGGCGCGGACACCUCAUGCCUGGCACUUUGUUACAACCCACAAACAGCUCCCUCGUGUCUGAAACAUCGAACCCUCCGUCCAGCCCGCCCAAGGAGACAUUCGAGGAGCUCUUGGUUCCGUUGCAAGAACCAUUGUCUCUCACGCCAACGGGGGAAUCCACUGCGGCUGUCCAUUUGUCGUGUCCGCUCGUCCGCUCCGCAAGCAUGAACGCGCGCAUCGAAUUUCUCGAAGACCUUGAUCAUGUCGCCGCGCGUAUGCCGGUGUCGGUCUACGCUAUUCCUACUGGGGAAGUAGAGCAUUUGCAGCCAUCUGCGAAGAAACUUGGCUUCUCUACAGCCGUGGUUAUCCCGGAACAUAGCAGGCGAGGGAAUGAGGCGCUACUGGUUAUUGGCACGGAAGAUGCCGCGGUCGGAGAUGUACAUGAUAGGUUGACAAAAGAUGUUGACGUCAUGACCAGACGUAACGGUGAGUAUGGGCUGGCCCAGGUUGUAGGAGGAGCAGUAGUCGGUGCAAUGGCUGUAUUUGCGGGAUUAUCUUUGUAA